GGAAGAAGGUCGCUGGGGGUCUUUGGACCUAAAAGGGGCGGGAUCUCUUGUGACAGCCCUAUGCUAAUCAGGAUCAGGGUCUAACCCCCGGUGGUUGCGGGGGCAAAGGUGCAGAGGGACAGACACCAAAGUGAGGCCAAUCGUCCCACGUGAGGCCACUGGUCUCGGGGACUGGAAAUGGCUGCGGGUCCUUGCAGCGAGGGGCGGGUGGUCUUGGUGACCGGCGGUGCUCGGGGUAUAGGCGCUGGCAUCGUACGCGCCUUCGUGGAGAACGGUGCUAAAGUGAUUAUCUGUGACAAGGAUGAGUUAGGGGGCCGAGCUCUUGAAAAGGAAUUUCGUUUAGUCCAGCCACCAGCAGGAGCUGUCUUUAUCCGAUGUGAUGUGACCAGAGAAAGGGAAGUGGAGGCCCUGAUCUCUGAGACCCUGCAACGUUUCGGCCGCCUGGACUGUGUGGUGAACAAUGCUGGACGCCAUCCCCCAGACGAGACCCUGGAAGAGACAUCCUCCCAGGCCUUCCGAGAGCUGCUGGAGCUGAACCUCAUUGCCAUGUACAUGGUGUCCAAGUGUGCCCUUCCCUUCCUUCGGCAGAGCAGUGGUAGCAUUAUUAACAUCUCCAGCCUGGUGGGGGCCAUUGGGCAGAGAAAGGCUGCAUCUUACGUGGCUACCAAGGGGGCUGUGACUGCCCUGACCAAGGCCUUGGCCCUGGAUGAGAGUCAGUAUGGUGUCCGAGUCAACUGCAUCUCCCCAGGAAACAUCUGGACCCCUCUGUGGGAGGAGCUGGCCGUCCUGACCCCCAAUCCCUCUGCCACAGUGAGAGAAGGGGAACAGGCGCAGCCCCUGGGACGGAUGGGCAGGCCGGAUGAGGUGGGAGCUGCUGCCGUCUUCUUGGCCUUCCACGCUUCCUUCUGCACCGGCGUGGAGCUGCCCCUGACCGGGGGCGCCGAGCUGGGCUACGGGCGCAAGGUGGCCCCCACGUGACAGGACGCCCCCUCCCCUCCGCCAUUCCUCGCCCUCCCGGGCUUCCCUUCCCUAGAAGCCAGUCUUGCCCUGCCUGGCACUGGGCCUCAGUUUCCUCUCUGGGAGCACGAGUGUGGGUGGGCCCUGCAACCCUGGGGCCUCCCUCCGCUGGGGCAGGGGGGAAGCUAGGGAGGGAGGCCCCCAGAUCCUUGACCCCUUGACCCGCUUGUCCUCCACCCAUUCCUUCCUCCCAGCUCCUUCCGUCUGAUAAAUCGGAAACAAAGAUAAAUUGGAAACAGAAAACAA
Molecule: messenger RNA, 1263 nt
Organism: Dromiciops gliroides (monito del monte)
Lineage: Eukaryota; Metazoa; Chordata; Mammalia; Microbiotheria; Microbiotheriidae
Gene: HSD17B14
Product: hydroxysteroid 17-beta dehydrogenase 14
Exons: 9
Coding region: 178-978 (266 amino acids)
Biological process (GO): steroid catabolic process
Cellular component (GO): cytosol
Molecular function (GO): estradiol 17-beta-dehydrogenase [NAD(P)+] activity
Source: RefSeq, a predicted model, not a curated record